Funneliformis caledonium is the source of this 237-nucleotide messenger RNA. The record is from the annotation of a GenBank genome assembly. NCBI's taxonomy places the organism in Eukaryota, Fungi, Glomeromycota, Glomeromycetes, Glomerales, Glomeraceae.
AUGACCGGUCUGUCGGAUUGGGAAACAGGAAAACCUUACGAAACACCUAUUUCACAAGUUUUCUUUCCUUUAUUGGCAUUUUUAUUUUUAUUAUCAGGAUUUGUUGCUGCUAGUACUUUUUCUGUAAUAAAAGCAAAAACCUCAUUAAUACUAGAAUUAUCUUCGGCUAUUCCUGCUUCACUUUCGUUAGGCUUUGGAACUUUAUUUUUAUUUAUGGCUGUUGGAAUCUACGUUUAA